AUGGCUGUUCCCUCUCCCACCUCCAUCAUCCACAACACCGUUCACCAGCAGCCCGUCGGUUCCACUAGACGCCCUCGCACCCCUGCCAUCACCCCCUCGCUCAACCAGAGCGAUAAAGGGGACGUCAGAACAGUCUUCGAUGCUCUUGAUGAGAUCGAUAAGGAAAGCACAAACACGCUUCGUUUCGUGUUUGAUGCUGGAUUUGAUGCAUUUGUCCAGCAGCUGUUGGACGUCCUGCAUGUACCUGGACUCAGUCUAGCUGUGGUCCGUAGAGACACCUACGAGUCGAAGGGCUACGGCUUUGCAAAACUACCCGACGUCGAGGCUACACCAGACACGUUAUGGUUCACAGGCAGCACGACCAAGGCAUUCACAGCGGCGGCCGCAGCGCUCAUAGUGCACGAUGAGAUUGAUUUUCCUGAUAUCAGCUGGUCGAGCCCACUUGCUUCGCUCUUGCCGUGGUAUUAUGCUCUCGAGGACGAGUAUUACACUUCUCACAUAACACUCGAGGACGCUCUCUCUCAUCGAUCGGGCUUGCCUAGGCAUGAUCUUGCGUACGGCUGGGACCAUGCCGAUGCGGUCGAUGUUAUUCUCUCCAUGAGAAAUCUCCCCUUGACCGCGCAACCUAGGACCAAAUGGCAAUAUUGUAACCUCAUGUAUGCAACGGUCGGACAAGGGCUCGCUAUGCUAGGCAAUCUCCGGUUUGGUGACAUGUUGCGGAAGCUUAUCUGGGAGCCAAUCGGGAUGAUAUCAACCACCGCCUCUCUGGAGGAAGCCAAAGCCUCCAGAGACCCUUUCGGGAGGCCUAAGCUGUCCAGGGGUUACUUUUGGAACGAGGACCACUACAUUCCAGAGCCCUACCCUGAUCUCGCAGCCGCAGCGGGAGCUGGCGCCGCCAUAUCUUCGGUCAAUGACUAUGCUUCAUGGAUACAGGCAUUGCUGAAAGCUGGCAGCAACGAUUCUUCUCCGAUAAGCGACGCCAUAUACCGAGACAUGACCAGAGCGCGAACAAUCAUAAACGAGAUUGUCCCUGGAGCCCCUGUUCAACCUAUACCACCUCUCUACGCACUUGGCUGGAUCAAUACUAUGAUAGGCUCACACACCCUCAUCACACAUUCAGGAGCCGUAACUGGCUUUGGCGCAAACGUCUACCUCUUACCUGAUCUGGGAGUUGGGGUCGUCACCAUGGCAAAUACAAUGGGUAGCAGUAAUCAGGUCGGCGCAUUGAUUUUUCUGCAAAUUUUGAAGAAGCUGGGCGUCGUACUUCCGCCACAUGAUGCAAUUCAUCUAGACUCAUUGCACGAGACCGUCGUUACUAGCCCAAAGUUCUAUCAGCAAGGUUCCAAGAAAGUCAAGAGCGAGCGCGUCUCGGCUGGUUCGAAGUUGCCUCUUCCUGGGCAUCUAAGGGAGUAUGUCGGUCUGUAUCGUCAUCCCGCCUAUGGAGUGUUCAAUGUGUCUCUAGUCGGCGAUCAACCCACUUCUUACAGAACACGCACUCCCAACGCUCAAGAUCCAAUUUUGUCCGCCCCGGCCGAGAUCUCGCUACACAUCCAACCUUCGAACAGGACAUGGCCAUAUGAGAUUACCCUCAAGCACGAGAGCGACACUCUAUUCGCAGCUGAAUGUUUUUGGGUCCAUGGUCAAGGUGACGUCGGCGACGAUUGUGCCCAAGACGACACGACGAAACCAGGAAGCUCCAAGGAUAUUUGUCGUCAAGGAGUUUUCCUCGACUCAUUGUACAGAGCUAAAGCUGUCUUCGAACGGGAUCUCAAUGGCGAAGUGACGAAAUUGGGCAUCGAACUUGAGCCAGAGAUGUUCUUGUCAAAAGAUGAGGGCAAAUGGAGAGAAGGGAUGAUAUGGUUCGAGAAGUAG
Molecule: messenger RNA, 1872 nt
Organism: Aureobasidium namibiae CBS 147.97
Lineage: Eukaryota; Fungi; Ascomycota; Dothideomycetes; Dothideales; Saccotheciaceae
Product: beta-lactamase/transpeptidase-like protein
Exons: 4
Coding region: 1-1872 (623 amino acids)
Source: RefSeq, a predicted model, not a curated record